Messenger RNA from Saccostrea cuccullata (small rock oyster), 2016 nucleotides. Its product is annotated as interferon-induced protein 44-like. Gene Ontology annotation, molecular function: GTP binding. NCBI's taxonomy places the organism in Eukaryota, Metazoa, Mollusca, Bivalvia, Ostreida, Ostreidae. The transcript is spliced from 6 exons. The record is from RefSeq and is a predicted model, not a curated record. Bases 35 to 949 code for a protein of 304 amino acids.
UGUGUUUUGAAUUUGUUAUAGACAAAAUGAACCAAUGCCUGAGACUUCUGGUGAUUUACUUCAGAAACCAUGGCAGGAAAUGGAUUUAGAUUGGAGUGAAAAGUCUUUCGAUGGCCUUUUGAAGGAAAUAGAAGAAUAUACACCUCUGGCUGAUUUUGAAGAUAACUCAGAGAUUUCACACGUCAACAUCUUAUUAUUAGGACGAAUUUCGUCAGGAAAAUCCAGCUUCUUCAACACCAUAGAUUCUGUAAUCAAAGGGAGACUAUCUCUAAGGUCACGUGCCGGAUGUGCUAGUUCUAGUUUGACAAAAUCACUUGAUGUUUACAAAGUAAAAAGAAAAGGAAACUCAAAGUCUUUUAACUUUAGAAUGAUUGAUUGUCGUGGUUUAGAGGAGGACCAAAGUCUUAACUCUCGCGAUGUCGAGGCAAUUCUGGAUGGUCACGUGAUGGAUGGAUAUGUGUUUAAUCAAAGUACGCCUAUUACUAAAGACAGUGCUGAGUUUAGGAAAGAUCCUACCUUAGCUGACCGUGUACACUGUGUCAUCUUUGUGGUUGAUGGUUCGAAUCCACCCGAAAUAACAAUGUCCCAAAAUGUUGAAAAACAAGUGAAAGAACUCCAAGAAAUGAUGAAUACUCGAAAAAUUCCACAAUUGAUCCUCCUAACCAAAGUCGAUACGAUGGCAACGGUCAAAGAAGACCUAUCUAAAGUAUUUCACAGCAAAAGCGUCUUGGAGAUGAGGGACAAAGUCGCCAUGUCGUUUGGGUUGCCUCCCUAUACCGUUCUACCGAUGCAAAAUAUCGCAAACUCUCCAAAUGUCUCGAAAGAGAUUAAAAUACUGACUUUAUACAAUCUGCGUCAGAUACUCCGAGCUGCAGAUGAUUUUCUCGAAAAUCACGAAGAAGAGUUAUCAAGAGAUAAAUAUAAAGGAGCUCAGACUAAUUCUUAUUAGAAUAUAAAAGACAAAUUUCCUCCAAAAGACAAAAAAGAUAGGAAUAUUUUGACCACAAGAAAGCCUUAAUGGGUCAAAAUUGGUGUUUCAUUGUUGCUAUGCUAUAAUUUACCUUGUAGAUUGAUCGGAUUUUUUUAAAACAAUUUAUAUCUUUAAAAAUAUAUAUGAAAAAAAGCAUCUGAACUGGAUAUAUAAAUUUGCAUCUUGUUUUUGUAUAAUUUAUCUCAUACUUUGAUUGCAACUGUUUUGUAGAAAUUAACCUGGAUUUAUUUUAGAUCACGCAAGAGCUUGUCAUUCUACUUAUAAUGUCAUAUUAACCUUCCGAGGAUAAAAAAGUUUUAAUACAAACCACUUCAUGAACAAAAAAUGUUUAAAGAUUAUACAGUAAAUAAACAAAAAGAAUUCACUGAAUAAACACCGUAGUGUUUUUUAAACUUGAAUAUUUCAUUUUUUUUUUAUAUGUAAAAAGUAAAAACGUUCAAUUUUUUAACGCUGUAGACAUGUUUAUUCUCUGCAAAAGAUAAAAUCACUUAAACAUGUUUACAGCAGUUUUUUUUUUAUUUCAAAGUAUUUUAACCAAAAGAAAGUACUUAAUUUAAAAGUUUUAAAUUGUAUAUUCAAAUUUCCAUAUUAAUUGGACCAAUAGCAACUGUUUUAAAAUUGGAGGAGGGGGCUCCCCAAACAAUCUGUUAGUAAAAGGUCAUGUAUGGACCUUUCUUUAGCUUUUUGCUAUUUCUUUUCAAUUGCUGGAAUUUGCCUAUCUUUGACUUGACGUGGUAUCUUUUAUUUUAAGCUCACUGGGAUAUAUCGAGUCGACAUGAAUGGAAGUAACUAAUGUAAAUUGACAAUACGUCGUCAAUAUAUCCCAAUGCCGAGUUGAAGGUUGUUUUUUUUUUUAAAUAUAAUAAACAGAUAUUUUAUUUUACCUUUUUAUAAGUAUUUUUUCUAAUGAUAAAGAUACAAAUUAUGACACAAAAUGACAUGAUUCUUUUCGUAUGUAUUGCUGUUGCUUACAAGCUGAAGGUAAAUGUAAAUGUCGUAAAAUAAAAUAAAAUUUUAGAAAAAUG